AUGGGCGGCAGCUCCUCGCAGCCAGAGCUGCCAGCGCUGCCGCAGCAGCACAUCGUCAACGUCUCGGACGGCCAGGCUCAUCCUGCCCCGGGCAUCGAAAGGCAGCAGAUUGGCACCACCAAGCAGGCCAAAGCGGUGCGGCCGGGGCUGUCGCUGCUGCGGGGCACCUUGCGCCUGGAGAAUUCGCAGCUCCAGGUGGAGGUCGUCGCCAACGUCGCAGGCGCGGUGGAGCUGCUGAUGCCGUGUGUGGAGACCCCCGGCGAGCGCCCCUGGCCGAAGAUCUCCGCAGCCCCCACCGGUGCCGUGGUGCGGAGGAUGAGCAUCGCUGCCUCGGGCAAGUCAGAGCUUUCCUUCGACUGCGCCGGCAUUAGCCUUGCCAGCUUGAGGAAAGUGGGCAAUCACCACAGCACCACCUGGCCCGCGGUGCUGGUGCUGCGCCCCGGGGAGACCGCGGGCGCGCUGGCGCAGCAGCCGCCGGACGGCACCACGCUGGCCUUCUGCGCCUCGGGAGCGAAGACCCGGAAGUGCUGCGAGCCAACGCCUAGGACAUUGCACUAG
This is a messenger RNA of Effrenium voratum, 558 nucleotides long. The record is from the annotation of a GenBank genome assembly. NCBI's taxonomy places the organism in Eukaryota, Dinophyceae, Suessiales, Symbiodiniaceae.